Ficedula albicollis (Collared flycatcher) is the source of this 2737-nucleotide messenger RNA. RefSeq names its product GTP binding protein 2 (gene GTPBP2). NCBI's taxonomy places the organism in Eukaryota, Metazoa, Chordata, Aves, Passeriformes, Muscicapidae. The record is from RefSeq and is a predicted model, not a curated record. Gene Ontology annotation, biological process: translational elongation. Gene Ontology annotation, molecular function: translation elongation factor activity; GTPase activity; GTP binding. The transcript is spliced from 12 exons. Bases 174 to 1739 code for a protein of 521 amino acids.
GGCCCGCGCCUGGAGGCGGCAGCUCGAAGACGAAGAAGAAGAACGGGCGGAGCCGCGGAGGGAAGGCCAACAACCCCCCGUACCUGCCGCCCGAGGCAGAAGAUGGGAACAUCGAGUACAAGCUGAAGCUGGUGAACCCCUCGCAGUACCGCUUUGAGCACCUGGUGACACAGAUGAAGUGGCGGCUGCAGGAGGGCCGAGGUGAGGCCGUCUAUCAGAUCGGCGUGGAGGACAACGGGCUGCUGGUGGGCCUCUCGGAGGAGGAGAUGCGAGCCUCGCUCAAGACACUGCGCCGCAUGGCAGAGAAGGUUGGGGCUGACAUUACGGUGCUGAGGGAGAGGGAGGUCGAUUACGACAGCGAUGUUCCAAGGAAGAUAACGGAGGUGCUGGUCCGAAAGGUGCCUGACAACCAGCAGUUCUUAGACCUUCGAGUAGCUGUCCUAGGGAAUGUGGACUCAGGGAAGUCAACACUGUUGGGUGUCCUAACGCAAGGAGAGCUGGACAACGGGCGGGGCAGAGCACGCCUCAACCUCUUCCGACAUCUCCAUGAAAUCCAGUCAGGAAGAACAUCUAGCAUCAGCUUCGAGAUCCUCGGCUUCAACAGCAAAGGAGAAGUGGUAAAUUACAGUGACUCCCGGACAGCAGAAGAGAUCUGUGAGAGUUCUUCCAAAAUGAUCACUUUCAUUGACCUGGCUGGCCACCACAAGUAUCUGAAAACAACCAUCUUUGGCCUCACUAGCUACUGCCCAGACUUUGCCAUGCUGGUGGUUAGCGCCAACACUGGCAUUGCUGGCACAACACGAGAGCACUUGGGCUUGGCCAUGGCCCUCAAGGUCCCCUUCUUCAUUGUCAUCAGCAAAGUCGACUUGUGUUCAAAAGCCACUGUGGAACGGACAGUGAAGCAGCUGGAGCGAAUCCUGAAGCAGCCAGGCUGUAACAAGCUCCCACUGCUUGUGAAUUCAGACGACGAUGCUGUUACAGCAGCACAACAGUUUGCACAAUCUCCCAACAUCACCCCAAUCUUCACACUGUCCAGUGUUUCUGGGGAGAACUUGGAUCUCUUGAAAGUCUUCCUCAACAUCCUCCCUCCAUUGACCAACAGUAAAGAGCAGGAAGAAUUAAUGCAGCAACUUACAGAAUUUCAGGUUGAUGAAAUUUAUACGGUGCCAGAGGUGGGGACUGUUGUGGGAGGAACUCUGUCAAGUGGGAUCUGCCGAGAAGGGGAGAACUUGGUGGUUGGUCCCACGGACGAUGGGAAGUUCCUGCGGCUGAAGGUGUGCAGUAUCCAGCGGAACCGCUCUGCCUGCCGCGUGCUGCGGGCCGGGCAGGCAGCCACCCUGGCCCUCGGGCCCUUCGACCGCUCCCUGCUGCGCAAGGGCAUGGUCAUGGUGAGCCCAGAAAUGAACCCCACCAUCUGCUCAGUGUUUGAAGCCGAGAUUGUGCUGUUAUUCCAUGCCACAACUUUCCGGAAGGGGUUUCAGGUGACGGUGCACGUGGGGAAUGUGCGACAGACAGCUAUCGUGGAGAAGAUCCAUGGAAAGGACAAGCUGCGGACAGGAGAGAAGGCAGUUGUCUGUUUCAGGUUCAUCAAGCAUCCUGAAUACUUGAAGAUUGGAGCCAAACUGCUUUUCCGUGAAGGAGUCACCAAAGGCAUUGGGCAUGUCACUGACCUCCAAGCCAUCACCACCAAAGAAAACGGCCUGGAGGAGUCCCUGGGGCCUGGACAGCUGAGCUUCUGACUACCAGUAGGUCAGAGAAAUCUCCACUCACCAGCACCUGGGGAGAAGGCUGGAAGCUCCUGUGGCUUGCUGAGCAAUGCCUGGAGCUGCUGCUGUCCCGUUCUAGUGUGGAUGUCCCUCCUCUGCACUGUGAGAUGGAGCAUGGGAGAGUUUCUUGCGUUCAGUGCCGUACGUGGGACAAGUUAAGCAUGUUCUCCACGUCGCCUGCAGCUUUCAUUACCCUGCCCUCCUUCAGAAUAGAUCAGAGGUACCUGCAGACCUGGGCAAGCAAGUUUUGGCUUUGUUUACUGUUUGAAAAUUGCUGGUUGGGAGGCGCAGCGCAGAUGAAGACAAAGCAGUGAAGGGAUGUUUUUCCAUCUCUGACACAAGGUCUGGUCCCAUUUCUGCUCUCUGAGCACUGGGUUGAUAACAGUGUUCUCUCAAGUCAUCCUUCAGCACAUCCUUCUGGGCAGGGGAUGGAAGAGGCCAUGCUACCCACAGUGGGCUUGGCUGAACCUCUCAGAGUGCUUUCAGGACACUUUUUAACCGUUUGAAUCUUGGUUGGCUUUAAUCUGCUGUGUGUCCAUUUGUGCAUUGGUUUUGCGUUACUCCAAUCUGAGUGUCUUACUGUUGGACAGAUGUCCUGUUCCCCACUCACAUGUACACAUUUCUUCAGCAUCCUCUUUCUGACUCCCAGGAAGCUGUGGCUGCUCUGAGUGGCACAGCCUCCUGACAUAACAUCAUGAAGACAGAGUUUGUACUUGCAUCUGUUCCUUGCAGCAGCUGGACAGGAGGCCAUUCUCUGCAGCAGAGCAGGGCCUGGGCCUGUGCUGGAGUGAGCAGGUUGUUUCCAUGGAUGUUCACCUGAAGGUGCCAUCUGCAUUUUGGUAGCAGUGAUUUGCAGCAGGCUCCCUGGUGUGGCUGUUCCUAGCCCACCUUGUUCCUCAUAUGCUUGCCUUAAUGUGUGAGGAGAACAGGCUGCGUUACCUACACAAAACCAGGUAACUUCUGUUGUAACA